Molecule: messenger RNA, 1041 nt
Organism: Chondrus crispus (carragheen)
Lineage: Eukaryota; Rhodophyta; Florideophyceae; Gigartinales; Gigartinaceae
Exons: 1
Coding region: 1-1041 (346 amino acids)
Source: RefSeq, a predicted model, not a curated record
AUGACCAGUACGACAUUAUACGUCCUGCUUUUCUUGCUUCCUCUGUGGCAUGGCGCCAAUGCCCGAGACCUCUGCCCUCCAGGAACUGUAAGCUCGACUGGGGCAGAGCCUUGCAGGGACUGCCCCGCCGGCAGCUUCCAACCUGAUACAGGAAAGAAGUCAUGUUUGGUUUGUCCUAAGGGUACCUACCAAAGCUACGGUGGACGAAGCUCCUGCUACACCUGUCGCCAGGGGGACUAUCAACCAGAAACAGGCAAGACAAGUUGUCGUGAAUGUCCGUCCGGGUCGUUUGGGAGAUGGGAAGGCGCAAUUAGCGCGGGUACAUGCAAAAAGUGUGCGCCUGGAACGUAUCAAAACUACAGCGGACGAAGCUCCUGCUAUACGUGCUCUCAAGGAGACUAUCAACCAAAGGCAGGAAAGAGAAGCUGCUUUGAAUGUCCGCCUGGAUCGUAUGGCAGCAGGGCAGGUGCAACUAGUAGGACGACGUGCAAGAAGUGUGCGCCUGGAACGUACCAAAACUACAGCGGACGAAGCUCCUGCUAUACGUGCUCUCAAGGAGACUAUCAACCAAAGGCAGGAAAGAGAAGCUGCUUUGAAUGUCCGCCCGGAUCGUAUGGGAGGAAAGCAGGCGCGACUAGUCGGGCAACGUGCAAGAAGUGUGCGCCUGGAACGUACCAAAACUACAGCGGACGAAGCUCCUGCUAUACAUGCUCUCAAGGAGACUAUCAGCCAAAUGCUGGAAAGAGAAGCUGCUUUGAAUGUCCGCCCGGAUCGUAUGGGAAGAAAGCAGGCGCGACUAGUAGGGCAACGUGCAAGAAGUGUGCGCCUGGAACGUACCAAAACUACAGCGGACGAAGCUCCUGCUAUACAUGCUCUCAAGGAGACUAUCAGCCAAAUGCUGGAAAGAGAAGCUGCUUUGAGUGUCCGCCCGAAUCAUAUGGAGACAGGGCAGGUGCAACUAGUAGGGCGACAUGCAAAAAGUGCCCGCCCGGCUACCGCCAGCCCUACAGUGGAAGGAGCUCUUGCAAUAAGGUGCGCUGA